Molecule: messenger RNA, 2944 nt
Organism: Papaver somniferum (opium poppy)
Lineage: Eukaryota; Viridiplantae; Streptophyta; Magnoliopsida; Ranunculales; Papaveraceae
Product: NADH-ubiquinone oxidoreductase chain 4
Exons: 2
Coding region: 1403-2914 (503 amino acids)
Biological process (GO): aerobic respiration; ATP synthesis coupled electron transport; electron transport coupled proton transport
Molecular function (GO): NADH dehydrogenase (ubiquinone) activity; ubiquinone binding
Source: RefSeq, a predicted model, not a curated record
GGAAAUUCGAAGGUCAUGGCAGGUAAAGUCCAUUGAAGAAUGUACUUGGUCGUAAGAGCAGCGGGCCUCUUUCCUAGCUACAGAUUUGUCAAGUUCGGGGAACUCUGACAUUGAAAGGAGCUCUGAUACGGAGAAGGGGACUGGGUCCAAUCUGAAUGGCAUAGCUCUUGCUUCACUUUAAUAAGUCUAUUGAUCAAAGGAAUCACGUAAAGAUUCAAUGGUCGAUAAGGGGAUAGCCCGGGGAUUUCACUUCCAGCUUUUAAAGACUGGGUAGAUAUUAUCAUUUCAUUUAUUACUCGGAUUAGACUCCAAUGGCUUAGGUAAAAGGGAUGGGAAUGCUACGACCUUUAGAUUUAAACCAAGUCGAUUAGCUGCCAGGCGCCCCGUCUCUAUUGAGAGGACAAUGCAUUCAGAGGAUUUAGCCUCGUUUAGUUCAGUCAUUUACUCCGUAAAAGGUAUUACCGUGGAUUCAAUCUUAGCGACCCACCCUAGUGAUAGGUUGUAAACUGGCUUUUUCGCUUCGGUGAGCGAAUCUUCUUUUCGUGAUCUAGCCAGUCAGUAACGGGUAACCACAAGCAGGCGCAUGGAUAGAUUACUGAAGAAGUGGAUCCGGGGAGCCUCCUUUCUCUAAUCUAGCUUGAAGACCUUCCUUAAGCAGCUCCCGCAUACGAGAAAGGCAUUCGAUUUCUCGCCUUGCCUACUUAAUAUAGAGGGUAUCUCUAAUAUAUGGGAAUAAGGCCGAGUACUAACCGAUUCUACUGGUAAAUCUGACGGGAGACCCCUUAUGCAUCCAGCCUUCUAUUGAAACUCCCGUCUCUUAGCGAAAAGACCCCUCUCUUGUGGGACCAGCCAGGCAUAUCUUUUCGCUUUAAAAGUCUGAAAGAUCCGGGGCAAGGACAGACCCGGGAAUCCUUAUGAGUCGAAAGGGACCAGCUCACUUUCUGGAAUUUCACAAUGAUGGUAGGGCUUCAGGAGCAGAAGAGUUCACAGAAGAAGGUGGCUCGGGUGAACCAUAUUAUACCAUCAAGUUGAGGAGGACACAUUUAUACCGAAUUCAAAGCUGGCUGCGCGCAGAAGUAGUUGUACUGCAUAGACUCUGGGGCAAUUAUGGUAGGGUAAAAGAAAGCUUGAGAGCCGGAAAAACGCCUCAGUUGAAAGAGCAGGCUUCUACACUUCUAAGCAGGAAAAGAUGAGAAAGAGCAAUGAGAAUUGACUUAGGUAAUGUACUUUUCUUUCGCACAUAUCUGAAUCGCGAAAUUCUGUCACGUUCCAACUCAAGUAGAAGAACGUCACACCUACCCACUCAUCAAUCACGGUAUUCAGUAGUAGAGACCCCUAUUGUAUUGGAAAUGGGCGCUCAUCUUUUGACUGCUGUCAACUAAUCUCUCAAAUCUUCGAUUCUAUGUUAGAACAUUUCUGUGAAUGCUAUUCCGAUCUAAGUGGUCCUAUUCCGUGUCCCGUGCUAGGAAGCAUUACUCCUCUUUUCAUUCCUAAUUCAAGAAUACGACCGAUACGAUUGAUUGGACUGUGCGCUUCUCUUAUUACUUUUUUGUAUCCCCCUGUUCCUCGGAUACAAUUCGAUCCUUCUACGGCCAAAUCUCAAUUUGUAGAAAGCCUUCGAUGGCUACCUUAUGAAAACAUCAAUUUGUAUAUGGGUAUAGACGGUCUCUCUUUAUUCUUCGUGAUAUUGACCACAUUUCUGAUCCCUAUUUGCAUUUCAGUGGGUUGGUCUAGUAUGAGAAGUUAUGGGAAAGAGUAUAUUACAGCAUCCCUCAUUCUAGAAUUUCUAAUGAUCGCCGUCUUCUGCAUGCUGGAUCCUCUACUAUUCUAUGUUCUUUCCGAAAGCGUGUCAAUCCCUAUGUUGUGCGGAGCUGACCCUUACUCUACCAUUAUUAUAGGGGUCUGGGGUUCGAGACAAAGAAAGAUCAAGGCAGCAUAUCAGUUUUUCCUAUAUACUUCACUGGGAUCUGUUUUUAUGCUAUUAGCUAUUCCGUUGAUUCUUCUCCAAACAGGAACCACCGAUUUACAAAUCUCAUUAACCACAGAAUUUAGUGAGCGGCGCCAAAUCUUUCUAUGGAUUGCUUCUUUCGCCUCUUUCGCCGUCAAAGUGCCUAUGGUACCAGUUCAUAUUUGGUUACCCGAAGCUCAUGUAGAGGCACCUACGGCAGGAUCCGUUAUCUUGGCAGGAAUUCUUUUAAAAUUGGGAACCUACGGCUUUUUAAGAUUCUCAAUACCCAUGUUUCCCGAAGCGACACUUUGUUCCACUCCUUUCAUUUAUACUCCAAGUGCGAUUGCUAUAAUAUAUACUUCCUCGACCACUUCAAGACAGAUCGAUCUUAAGAAGAUUAUUGCCUACUCCCCUGUAGCUCAUAUGAAUCUGGUGACUAUUGGUAUGUUUAGUCCGAACAUACAAGGAAUUGGAGGUAGCAUUCCACCGAUGUCAAGUCAUGGACCGGUUCCUCCAGCCCUUUUUCUAUGUGUUGGUGUUCUAUAUGACCGACAUAAGACUCGACUUGUUAGAUAUUACGGAGGUUCAGUGAGCACCAUGCCGAAUCUCUCUACCAUUUUCUUCUCUUCCACUUUGGCCAAUAUGAGUUCACCAGGUACUAGCAGCUUUAUCGGGGAAUUUCCCAUCUUAGUAGGAGCUUUCCAAAGAAAUAGCUUAGUAGCCACAUUAGCAGCGCUUGGAAUGAUUUUAGGCGCGGCCUAUUCCCUUUGGCUAUAUAAUCGUGCGGUUUCUGGAAAUUUAAAACCCGAUUUCCUCCAUAAAUUCUCCGAUCCAAAUGGGAGAGAAGUUUCAAUCUUUAUACCUUUUAUUGUUGGAGUUGUUCGGAUGGGUGUUCACCCCAAAGUGUUCUCGGACCGCAUGCAUACAUCCGUCAGUAACUUAGUGCAACAUGGGAAAUUUCAUUGAUCGUAAUCAGCAAAGAAAAGAAAAGGGAUG